Molecule: messenger RNA, 1647 nt
Organism: Penaeus vannamei (Pacific white shrimp)
Lineage: Eukaryota; Metazoa; Arthropoda; Malacostraca; Decapoda; Penaeidae
Source: RefSeq, a predicted model, not a curated record
GCAAGGUGGAAGAAAUUAGGACCAAUGAACAGAGUGGCAACGAUCAUAAAGCAUCUCUCGAAGGAAACAGGAGAUUGCAGAACUGAUCCGAGAAUCAACAAGGGCCAGGCGAAGGAUGUUGUGAAUGUACAGACCUCGCCCAGGCUGUUGGACUUCUGGAAUGAAGAUAUGGCAAUCAUAGAUGUCAAAGGUGGAGAUAGGCACACAUUAUAUCAGCUUGAGGAUGGGAGUGUAUGGUCCACUGGCAUGAACAAGUACGGCCAGCUUGGUUUGGGCGACACAGCCGAGAGGAAUGAACCUUGCCUGGUACCAGUCACAGGCGUCAGAACAAUGUUUGCUGGGGAUGGAUUUCAGUGUUUAUUACAACAGACACUAGUGGGAGAUGACAUGUGGUUUGUUGUUGCUGUGAAGCACUCUAACUUUGCACAUCUAAUUGGUCCACUAAAAAUAUCGCAUGAUAUCCACACCCCAAGUGAGGCUCAUAGAACUCUUGUGAUCAAUCCGGCCCGGAGGACGUCCAGCAGUUUAUUCAUAGGCUGGUAUAACAUAAACAUUGGUCAUAUUGGAUCAACGGUUCUCUUAAGGCAGUCGUGGAUAUUCGCUACACUUCUAUAUCCUAUAAAAAUUGAAAAUUAUGCGUAUAAAUACCCUGCCAACCCCUCUCCUGGCGCUGUACGGGCACGUUCUUCUGGUCCUGCUGUGCGCCGCCUCCCUGGCUCGGGCGUGGGCUCCCUGGACGACGAGAUCCGCUGCGUCGACCAGCGCACGCAGGCGCCGGUGCGGGAGCAGUGGCUGCUCGCCCUCUGCACGGGCACCGAGUUCCAGGGCCGGCGCCGCGACGCCCUCAGCUACAGCCUGUUCCAUUACCUGGUCAUGUUCAUGCUGGCGCUCAACCUCGUGCCGUCCGCCGUGCGCUCCCACUUGGACCACCGGCAGAUGCAGAAGUUCCUGCGCACCUUCGGCGACAACGAGCGCCAGGCCGCCGUCGCCUACGGCGCCAUGUUCACAGGCAUCCACUCGGGGAUGCGGCAGCGCAAGGCCGCCGUGUCCUUCGUCAGCCUGCUGGUGAUGGCCGUCAACGUCGUGGUGCUGCUCACCAGCUCGCACAUGACGCUGCUGGACCCCAGCAGCUACCCGUUCGAGCAGUUCCUGGGCGAGAGCCUGAGCCAGUUCGGCCACGUGUUUCCCGGCACGGCGCAGUGCAGGGUGCAGCCCUCCAUGAUGCUCGGCGCCUACACCGACACCUACGGCUGCCAUUUCCCGCUCUCGCAGCACUACCGCCACAUGCUCCUGGCCAUGCUGAUCGUGGUGGGCGUGGGCCUCGUGCUGAGCCUGCUCACCUUCCUCAUCGACGCCGCCAUGGUCUUCGCCGGCCCCUCCGCCAGCCUCGUCUACACCGCCUGCCGCGACCCGGCCUCGAGCGCCGCGUCGCCAGGCAGUGGACGCGCGACGAGCUGGAGGCGCUGCGCCUGGUCCGCCAGAAGACGGACAUGGACGCCUUCGUGUGAUCCUGUCGCAGCUGGACUUCGAGGAGGACCCCGUCGAGGUGGUGGUGGCCGGCGAGGCGAGCUCCGCCUCCACCGAGGGGGACCUCGAACGAUCGGUCAGACUGGAGCUGGACCUCAGCCUCGGCGAGUCCAGCUCUGA